AUGAAAUUCCUGACAACAUCAAUUAACCAUACGGAAAAGGAAAACCUGAAAUGUUUGACCCGAAAGCACAUCGCCGAGAGACAGAGACGUGCACGGAUCAAUCUAUUCCUUGAGCAGUUAGAAACACUUAUCCUGCCGGAGGAUUCAGAACCAUCUCCUGUGAAAUUAGAGAAAGCGGAAGUACUAGAGAAAACUGUAGAGUACAUAAAGAGACGUAGAACAAGCGAAAGACAAGGUUCAAGGUCAGACUAUGAGAAAGGCUACAAGGAAUGUCUUCGAAAUGUUUUCAACUUUGUCGACGGAUCAAAUCUGUCUCCUUAUCAAAAAAACAACAUACGGGCAUGUUUGUUGAGCCAGCAGGCCACCAACGAUCAACCAGUAGAAACUCCACUGUCUGAGUCCAGCUCUCAGCAGCGUCAACAUCGACUUCCGCAGCAGUAUCUCAUUGGUAGUCAAUGCGCACCUGCGCAAUAUAUCAAACAGGAAGUUGAUGUUAUGCAUUGCAAUACCAAUAAUUUGGACAUCAUUCCCCAAUAUCAAAUACAAGUGUCUCCGAAACAUAUUUCGACGUCUCCUGUGCAACUUCAAGUGUCUCCUGUCUCUUAUCAAGUGCCUAACAUUCAAUCAUCCGUGUCGCAUUUUCAACUUCCGAUGACGCAAACAUUUGAUUUACCUUCUACUACAAGCGGUAGACAUAUGCAGAUCAUGAACAGCGGUACUACACCGUUUUGUGAUCAAAGUAGUCAAGGGAUCGCAGACUCUAAUGUAUGGAGACCGUGGUAG
Messenger RNA from Ylistrum balloti, 783 nucleotides. RefSeq names its product protein hairy-like. The transcript has 4 exons. Gene Ontology annotation, molecular function: DNA-binding transcription factor activity, RNA polymerase II-specific; RNA polymerase II cis-regulatory region sequence-specific DNA binding; protein dimerization activity. Gene Ontology annotation, cellular component: nucleus. Bases 1 to 783 code for a protein of 260 amino acids. Gene Ontology annotation, biological process: anterior/posterior pattern specification; regulation of neurogenesis; regulation of transcription by RNA polymerase II. Lineage: Eukaryota; Metazoa; Mollusca; Bivalvia; Pectinida; Pectinidae. The record is from RefSeq and is a predicted model, not a curated record.